AUGUCCACAGCGACCACCAAAAACGUGGGCGACUUCCCCAUCGCCAACAAGAUCCUCCUCAUCACAGGCGGCGGCUCAGGCAUCGGCCUCGCCCUCGCCCGCCAGUUCCAUGCCCGCGGUGGCCGCGUCCUCCUCGGCGACCUGAAACUCACCCCCGCCGCCGAGCAGUUCCUGCACACUACCGAGGUCGACCGCCCCGGUUCCGCCGUCUUCCGCCGCUGCGACGUGACGCGCUGGCAGGGAGAAUCAUCUCUGCACGCCCUCAUCUCGGCGUCCGUCUUGGAAUUCGGUGAUGUGCCGGAUGUGUACUGCCCUUGUGCAGGCAUCUUUGAGCCGCCCUGGAGUAACUUCUGGGAUGACGAGGAGGGACAGGACGAUGAUGGGGGAAGGGUUGGUGGUUACGCUGCUGUCCGCAUCAACACGGAGCACCCCAUCAAGCUCACCCGCCUCGCCUUCCGCGCCCUUGUCGGCGCCGAGAAAAAGGGCGUCGUGCUCCUCGUGGCUUCCGGCGCCGGCCUGGCGGGGGCCUACGACUGCGCCUUGUACUGCGCGACUAAACAUGCCGUCGUGGGCCUGUGCAAGAGCCUAGCCCAGGCGGACCCGGACGAGGGCAUCAAGGUCGUGUGUAUCUGCCCCAAUCUGGUGAAGACACCCUUGUGGGAGGAGAGGGAGGACGACAGGGCCAAGUACUACCACUACGACGAGGAGAGCACGCGCAAGAACACACCUGACGAGGUUGCUGAGGCCAUGAUGAGGUUAGUGGAGGAGGGACGGUUUAGCGGCGGUACGGUGUAUGUCAAGUCGCCGCAGAGGGAGGAGGUGGUGUUUGAGGGCGGGCAGGCGUCGAGGUUUGAAACUAGCUAUCCGAGGGCUGUUCUGGAUAAGGAGAGAGGCAAGCCUUGGAAUGUGGAUCUGUGA
Molecule: messenger RNA, 918 nt
Organism: Cryphonectria parasitica EP155
Lineage: Eukaryota; Fungi; Ascomycota; Sordariomycetes; Diaporthales; Cryphonectriaceae
Product: NAD(P)-binding protein
Exons: 1
Coding region: 1-918 (305 amino acids)
Cellular component (GO): cytoplasm
Molecular function (GO): oxidoreductase activity, acting on the CH-OH group of donors, NAD or NADP as acceptor
Source: RefSeq, a predicted model, not a curated record